Messenger RNA from Neohortaea acidophila, 1788 nucleotides. RefSeq lists its product as uncharacterized. NCBI's taxonomy places the organism in Eukaryota, Fungi, Ascomycota, Dothideomycetes, Mycosphaerellales, Teratosphaeriaceae. The transcript is spliced from 4 exons. Gene Ontology annotation, biological process: regulation of DNA-templated transcription; DNA-templated transcription. Gene Ontology annotation, cellular component: nucleus. Gene Ontology annotation, molecular function: zinc ion binding; transcription cis-regulatory region binding; DNA-binding transcription factor activity, RNA polymerase II-specific. The record is from RefSeq and is a predicted model, not a curated record. The coding region runs from base 1 to 1788 and encodes 595 amino acids.
AUGUCUCCUUCGUCCGCCGCCGAAGCGCUACGGGAGUCUUUCGGCGAUCGAAAACUGCCCGACAUCAGCCGCAAGAUCACGGCGUGCGUCGCUUGCAGGAAGUUGAAGAUCAAAUGUCAUAUGACGCACGACAAGCCGCCGUGCACUCGAUGUAAAGGGCGCGGACAGCCUUGCACGGUGAACAAGAGUCUGCAGACCAUACUGGAGAAUGAUGCGACAUGGAAGGAGAGAAUCGAAGAACGACUCAACAGGCUCGAGGGCAAUAUCGACGGACCUUUCGAUGUCCGCACUGAAACAGUCGGGCGCCACACGCGACAGUCUAAUACCACCACGGCCUCAGUUCCACCAGUCCACCAGUCUAACUCUUCUGAAAGAGCGAAACUGAACUUGUCGGGAAGUCUAGGAGCAUUCCCAGCUUCUUCCAUUACCGACGCUUCCAUCGCCAACAACAGCUUAGGCGUCUCCUUCCGACCUGACUUGGUCUCUUGUGGCACAAUCUCUCUCGACGUCGCUCAUGAUCUCUUCACAUUCUACAAAGACCACCUGGAUCCAUAUAUCCACUGUGUCUUGGACAAAGAUGCGACUCUGGCGAAUGUGCGAGCUCGAUCCUCGAUUCUAACCACCGCGAUCUGCACUGUCGCAUCCUUUUGCACCGCUUCAGAAGAUUAUCAGGCUUGUUACAAGUUCUUCAAAGAUGAGGUCAGUCGGAAAUUGUUCGCAGACAAGUACCAGUUCGACGAUGCUCGCGCGCUCUGCAUCGGAGCCUUUUGGCUGCCAGACAUCUCGUCCGCUCUGAACGGGUUAGCCGUCCGUAUCGGCACUCAACUAGACCUCCACCGCUGCAUCACCAAAAUGCCACAUGUCAAAGUGGACUGCUACGAACGGACUCGACUCUACUUCCUCAUCUUCCUCUGCGACCACCACUGCUCCUUGAUCUACGGCAGGCCACCCAUGACGACCGAGUUCCGCUCCCUCAAAGGACCAGAAGCCUUCCUGCAAAGCGAAUUCGUGUCACCUUUGGACCUCAAUCUGAUCAGUCAGGUCGAGUUCUGGUCCUUGAAUCGCCGAGUAUUUGAUCUCUUUGGUUCGGAUGUCCAGAGUACACUGGCUUCUCAACGGACCUUUGAGCUCGAGCGACUCAGUGACGCCUUGGACGUCUGGCUGCAGGACUCUUUGGCUGUUCUUCAUUCGAGGCGUGAUCCGGGCUUGUAUGGCCAGCGAGUUAUCGAGUUUUACUACCACUCUGCCAAGCUCUAUCUGUUUUCACACAUCUUCAGAGGCCACACCGAUGAUCAGCCGGCGGCGCAGAGCACCAAGCCCUUGGUCAAUUCUGCGAUACAGAGUGCGCUGGCAAUACUACGGUCUGCGGUGGACGGAGAAAAGGAGACAGGAUGGCUCAAGAAACUGCCUUACUACUUCGGUACGAUGAUCGCCUUCGCCUCGGUUUGUCUAAUCAGGACCACCUUACAAGGAGACACAUCCGACGACGCAAUGGUGAAUGAGACCUUGCGAACCCUACGAAACAUCUCCGAAGUGCUCAAAAAUUCUUCCACCACCGAACGCUCAACCCAUCCGCUCUUCAGCAUCGGGAGAAGCCUUGAGGCAGCCAUCAGCGAGCGACGCCCCUCGGAACCGUCACAAAUUGACGCCCACGAGAUGACGGAUUUCGAACCUGAUCUGGCGUUUGACUUUGAUCUCUUUGCGAGCGAUCCUCUCAAUCUCAGCUUUCCCGGGGACGAAGACAAUUGGAUGUUCUGUCCGGAUCAGAUGCCACAUAUGGGCUUAUGA